Molecule: messenger RNA, 1380 nt
Organism: Vicia faba (fava bean)
Lineage: Eukaryota; Viridiplantae; Streptophyta; Magnoliopsida; Fabales; Fabaceae
Source: the annotation of a GenBank genome assembly
AUGAUUGGAACCUCAAUGCGGGGUGGCUAUGAGGGAGAUGAAUAUGAAGAAUAUGAUGAUUAUGAGGAUGAAGAAGAGGAGGGAUAUGAAGACGAGGAAGGUGAAGAAUAUGUGGAGGAAGAACCUCGGAAGCCUACUCCGGAAGAACUGGAUUACCUUGAGUUGAGGAAGAAGUUGAAAGAAUCAAUUAGAAAAAAGAUGAAGAAGGAGAAUAGUAUUUCUCUUGCAGAUUCCAGUGGUAGAAGGAAGCAAGUUCAUUAUGAUAAUUAUGGAUCCUUUUUUGGCCCAUCUCAACCAGUUAUUGCCCAGCGAGUAAUCCAAGAGAGCAAAUCCUUGUUAGAAAAUCGUCAUUUGGUGCCCAAGCCUUCUAACUCACCUCAAAUUAAUAGAGGUACAAAUAAAGUUUCUAACGGUGUAUCAAAGUCUUCAGCUCAUAAGCAGCCGCCCAGAAUCAAUGAGCAGAAGCUAGUUAAAGCUGAGAAACUCAAGGUUACCAGAGAUUACUCAUUUCUUUUGUCCGAUGACGCGGAUAUUCCUGGUCCAUCAAAAGAGCCUCCAUCUAGGAAUACAUCUGUGCGCGGUUCAGUGGGACAAGCAGCUCAAGUUCCUGGUAAGAGUAAACAUCCUUUGAGCAAUGGUGGCAAACUGGUUCGUAGUACCGGUGAUAAUCGGAGACCAGUUGCGGGGGCUAGUCAUUUGGCUCCUAAACCGCAAUCCAAUUAUAAGUUGAGUUCUUCCAGCCAGGCCAGUAAGGCGUCAGUAGAUUCUAGAAAACAGCUUGGUAGCAACAGUGGGAAUGGACCAGGCCGACCAAUGGGGUCAAAAGGCCUGCCUUCAAAGAUGCCUGUUAAUACCAUGGGGAGUAAAUCGGUCAAACCUGGCAUGAGAAAUCCUGUGAACGGUGUGCAGAAGCAACCCCCACCAAAGGGUGUGUCAUCUGUUCCAAAGCAUAGUCUGGACCAAAGAAAAGAUGUACGAGAACUGCAUAAGUCCAAAAUAUUACCGAGACCGCCACCGAGACCACCAGUAGCGUCAUCAAGAGCUCAGGUCAGUAAACCCCCACUUAAACAAAUUCCUAAGCGUCCUGAUUUGCAUGAUCAGCGCCCCAAGAGUAAACCUCUGAAACGUCGCCUUGAAGAGCCUGAGGAUGACGUGGAUGUUAGCAGAAUGAUCAGAUCCAUGUUUAAUUACAACCCCAGCAGAUUUGUCGAUGAUGAUGACGUCGAUAAUAUGGAGGCAGGCUUUGAUGAAAUUGUGCGGGAGGAAAAGAGGAGUUCUUUAAUUGCUAAAAAGGAGGACGAGGAGCAACUUAGGUUGAUUGAGGAGGAAGAAAGAGCGCGGAGGCAAAGGAUGUUAAAGAAGCGGAGGGUUGGGGAGUAG